CUUUUUAGCGUCGUUGAAAACUGAGAGAAGAAAAUCUAAACGAAAUCUGAAUUAAUUUCAAUUAAGAUGAAUAAAAAACCCGUGGUUAUACAGACACCUCCAACACCUCGAACUCGACGUCGACGACGUCAACAGAGAAUAUCGGCAUAUUUUAAAACUAAUGCUAAUGUUGAGAAAGAAGUUCCUUGUACUAGUGAAAAUAAUGUAGCGAAUAACUGUACAUACAAAAAAAGAAAGGCAGAAACAGAGAGCAUGGAAUCAUCUGCGAUGCAGUAUGAAACUACAAAAAGCAAUGGUACAGAUGAUGUAUAUAUUGUAGAGUGUGUACAACGACGUAGGAAGAUUCCUAUAGUAACAGUAGACAGCGAUACUGAUAUAUCUAACAGCAAUUAUAAAAUUGCAUCCACAUCAGUUAAGAAAAACAUAACAGAAUGUGCUUUCAAAGAAAAUAUAAGCGUAGAUAAAUCUAAAAAUGUAUUAAAUAAUUUAAAUGAAACAAUAACCAAAGUACAAAACUCUAAGUCACCAAGUAGGAAUGUAUUGCAUGAAAAGUUUACUAUAGAAGAAUGUAAGCCAAAUUUUAAAGGAAAAUUAAACGUAUUAAAUGAUAGUCCUGUGAUUGAGAUAGAUUCUGAUACCGAAUCGUUAGGAUGUAGUACUAUUCUUAAAGAUGAAUGGUUCGAUGAUGACCAAUUAAAUUUCAAUACUUUGCAGAGAUGCAAAGUAGUUGAUAUGUGUCAUGAACGCGAUGCCCUGGUACUAAGUGUGACAAACUCGGAAUUUCAAACGCCUAUCGUUAUAGAAUGCUUAGAGUAUUGGAAAUAUACAAAGGUAGAAAAAGAUAGCAUUAUAGCUGUAGAAGCAAGAAAGGAAAAAACCUGGUGGAAAGUCGAUAACGAAUUCGGUUUUAUUGUUGCAUAUCCAGAUAUACUAAUAUCUAGUACUACGAUUGUAGGUGGCAUAUUUUGUAAACGAAAAAGUAUAUUAAAUGAAAAAUUUCGGAAAAUAGAGUCUCUUCCUUGCUUUAAAACUGACCAAACUGCUAUGGUGAUCGGCAGUUUUGUACACGAAUUGCUGCAGAAAGUCAUUCAAAAAGAUAUUAACAAAUUCGCGGAUAUAAAAAAAUUAUUAGACAGCAUGCUCCAGUCUAGAGACACGAUAAGGCUUCUUUAUGCUACAGGAAUUACGUUAGACGCAUGCAGAAAACAAAUGCUUGUUUUUGUUCCAAGAAUUUAUCAAUUUAUUCAGCAUUAUUUAAAAGAUAAACGACAAGAAGAAAUAAAUCGUGUUGAAAAUAAUUUUAAAGGACAAAUUGUCGAUAUUUUAGAUAUUGAAGAAAAUGUUUGGUUACCAUGUUUAGGGAUAAAAGGUAAGAUUGAUGUCACGGUGGAGGUAGAAGAGAAUUACAAACGAAAAAUGAUGCCGCUUGAAAUUAAGACGGGCAAGCCGUCAUUCUCUUUAGAACAUAAAGGUCAAAUUAUUCUAUACAUUAUGAUGAUGGCUCUUACUGGUCAAGACACAGAUACAGGACUCUUAUUGUACCUGAGAGAGAAUAAUAUACAAGAAAUUAAAAGUGAUCAUCGUGAAAGGAGAGAUUUGAUGCAAUUAAGAAACGUUUUAGCAUAUUAUUUGACUCCGAAAUCAACUGAGAUGUUAUCAGAGUCAACCGCGGAUUUGAAUUGGGCCGGGUUUGAAUUACCGGAGCCGAUUAAUCAUCCAAGUGCAUGUAAUAAUUGCGUGUACAACUCAUUAUGUUGCGCCUAUUUAAGCAAAGAUAGUAAUAAUAAACUGCCAUUGAAUCACCCACUAAAUCAAUUGAAAGAAAAAAUUUCGCGGGUAUUGUCGCCUUCACACACGAAUUAUGUUUUACAUUGGAUUUUAUUAUUAGAAAUGGAGGAAAAUGCACAGACUACUGAUAAGUCGCACUCAAAUUUAUGGACACUAAACGCGGAACAAAGAGAAAACAAGAAAAUAUGCAUUUCAAAUUUGAAAAUGUUGAAGACAAUAAAAGAAAGUUCUUGCAAGUAUAAAUUCACAUUUAUUCGUAAUAAUUCAAACGCACAAGAUCGAGAAAGUAUUCCUUAUACGGAAUUUUCUGAAAAUGAAUAUGUAUUAAUAAGUACAGACAAACGAAUAAAUGUAUCAGCAGGCUUUAUUGUACAUCUAAGCAAUACCUCUGUAGCUGUUAGGGUUGACAGGGAUAUUAGUAAGUAUAUUACGAACGAAUUAGUUCAUAUCGAUAAAUAUCAGUCUUCUACUCUCCACUGUUCUAAUCUUGCUAGUGUGGGUGGCUUAUUGGCAAAUAAUGAUAUAUGUGCCAAAUUGAGAGAAAUUGUCAUCGAUAGAAAACCAGCUACUUUCGAUCAAGGAGUUCCACAAUCUAUUGUCUCGAAAAGUAGCAAAAUAUUGCAAACUUUGAACGAGAAUCAACAAAGGGUAGUUUUGAAAGCUCUUACCGCUUCAGAUUAUAUUCUAAUCAAAGGAAUGCCUGGCACAGGCAAAACACAAACUUUAAUAGCUUUUAUUGAAUUGUUGCACGAGACAGGACGCUCUGUUUUAAUUACCUCUCACACCAAUAACGCAGUUGAUAAUAUACUACUAAAAUUACUAGCUAAAGGCAUUGAUUUUUUGAGAUUAGGCUCAUCUGUUCAUGAGUCCCUAAAAGCUUAUGCUGAAAAGAACGCAAUAGCCAGCUGUACUACGCCAGAGGAGAUGGAAAUAGCGUAUUCCAAAAGUAUAGUUGGUGUUACUUGUUACGGGGCUUAUCACCCAAUGUUAUGUACAAGAAUUUUCGAUGUCUGCGUGGUAGACGAAAGUGCACAAAUAUUACAGCCAACUGUACUGCGACCCCUGUACAAUGCUCGUAAAUUUGUUUUAGUUGGAGAUCCAGAUCAAUUACCCCCAAUCAUCCAAAGUAGUCAAGCCAGACAACGUGGCGCAGAUGAAUCCUUAUUUAGUAGGCUAGACAGCGAAAAUAAUACUGUAAUUUUGACGGAGCAGUAUAGGAUGAAUAGAUAUAUCAUGACUUUAGCGAAUAAAUUAACGUAUAAUGAUAAAUUGAAAGCUGGUAAUAUGCUCAUAGACAGUGCCACGUUUAACGCUAAUCAUAACAAAAUACUCGUGAAAGUAGAACCUUGGGUACAGAGAGCACUCUCUCAAAAUCUAAGUGACUCUGUAAUGUUAUUAAAUACCGGCCCUAUCGACAAAUUAAAAGUGAAUUAUAAAUUUUGCAAUAAAUAUCCGGAAAGUGAUCAAGUGUGUUCAAAUAUUUUCGAAGCAGCUGUAUUGCGAAAACUAGUACAAACUCUUCUACAGAUGCAUGUAAAACCGGAAAAUAUUGGAAUUAUUGCGCCCUAUAGGGCACAUGUAAAUUUAUUAAAAAAUGUAAUUCAGAACGGUAUUGAGAUAAAUACUGUAGAUCAGUAUCAGGGUCGCGAUAAACAAAUUAUAUUAUAUUCCUGCGCUAAAAGUUUAAUUAACAGUAAUAACGUAAAACAGAUACAGGAUCUUGAGGUACUGGGAGAUCACCGUCGUCUGACGGUAGCAAUAACGAGGGCAAAGUGUAAAUUGAUUAUCGUGGGGGAUAAAUCCACUUUAUUACGCUAUACAAUCUUCCAAAAGUUGUUCAGUUUAAUAGAAGAUAAAAAUACAAUACAUUUACAUGAUAACAGUGAUGGUUUCUCAUGGAAACAGAUCACAUCUGCGUUAUAGUUUCUCAAAAUUUUAUUCAUUUUAAUUUAAAGAAUUUAAUAUAUAAUAAAACGAAAGUUUUUCUAUUGAUGAUGAAGCAUGAAUGCAAGUACUUUCAACUUCAAUGAAAGGUUAAAGAACAACUGGAUCAAUUACCUAAACCACCGAUUAUUAAAAAAUCGACCGUUGAUCUUGCAACGAUAGACCAUCAUUCAAAAUU
This is a messenger RNA of Osmia bicornis bicornis, 3910 nucleotides long. It is a transcript of the gene Dna2, whose product is annotated as DNA replication ATP-dependent helicase/nuclease DNA2. The transcript is spliced from 15 exons. Gene Ontology annotation, cellular component: cytoplasm. Bases 67 to 3711 code for a protein of 1214 amino acids. The record is from RefSeq and is a predicted model, not a curated record. Gene Ontology annotation, biological process: replication fork reversal. Lineage: Eukaryota; Metazoa; Arthropoda; Insecta; Hymenoptera; Megachilidae. Gene Ontology annotation, molecular function: single-stranded DNA helicase activity; 5'-flap endonuclease activity.